Messenger RNA from Euleptes europaea (tarantolino), 3148 nucleotides. RefSeq names its product connector enhancer of kinase suppressor of Ras 2 (gene CNKSR2). The coding region runs from base 1 to 2700 and encodes 899 amino acids. Gene Ontology annotation, molecular function: protein binding. NCBI's taxonomy places the organism in Eukaryota, Metazoa, Chordata, Lepidosauria, Squamata, Sphaerodactylidae. Gene Ontology annotation, biological process: regulation of signal transduction. The transcript has 21 exons. The record is from RefSeq and is a predicted model, not a curated record. Gene Ontology annotation, cellular component: membrane; cytoplasm.
AUGGCGCUCAUUAUGGAACCCGUCAGCAAGUGGACCCCCAGCCAAGUGGUGGAUUGGAUGAAAGGCCUUGAUGACUGCUUGCAGCAGUAUAUCAAGAAUUUUGAAAGAGAGAAGAUUGGUGGGGACCAACUACUACGUAUCACUCACCAGGAACUGGAGGAUCUGGGAGUUACUCGAAUUGGGCAUCAAGAACUUAUCUUGGAAGCAGUUGAUUUGCUCUGUGCUUUGAACUAUGGACUGGAAACUGAAAACCUAAAAACACUUUCUCACAAGCUAAAUGCAUCUGCCAAAAAUCUUCAAAACUUUAUCACAGGGAGGAGGAGGAGUGGUCAUUAUGAUGGUAGAACAAGCAGAAAAUUACCAAAUGACUUCCUUACCUCAGUGGUGGAUCUGAUUGGAGCUGCAAAAAGCCUCUUAGCUUGGCUGGACAGAUCACCGUUUGCUGCUGUGACGGAUUAUUCUGUUACAAGAAAUAAUAUCAUACAGCUCUGUCUGGAAUUAACAACAAUUGUACAGCAGGACUGCACAGUAUAUGAAACAGAAAACAAGAUACUUCAUGUGUGCAAGACUCUCUCUAGUGUCUGUGACCACAUAAUCUCACUAUCAUCUGAUCCUCUCGUUUCUCAGUCUGCUCACCUGGAAGUGAUCCAGCUAGCAAACAUCAAACCAAGCGAAGGGCUGGGUAUGUACAUUAAAUCAACAUAUGAUGGUCUCCAUGUAAUUACUGGAACAACAGAAAAUUCACCUGCAGAUCGGUGUAAGAAAAUCCAUGCUGGAGAUGAAGUGAUUCAAGUUAACCACCAAACUGUGGUGGGGUGGCAGUUGAAAAAUUUGGUGAAUGCACUACGAGAGGAUCCGAGUGGUGUUAUCUUAACUUUGAAAAAGCGACCUCAGAGCAUGCUUACCUCAGCACCAGCUUUACUGAAAAAUAUGAGAUGGAAGCCCCUUGCUCUGCAGCCACUUGUACCUAGAAGUCCUACGAGCAGUGUGGCAACACCAUCUAGUACUAUCAGCACACCCACCAAAAGAGACAGUUCAGCACUUCAGGAUCUCUACAUACCUCCUCCUCCAGCAGAACCAUAUAUACCCAGGGAUGAGAAGGGAAAUCUCCCAUGUGAAGAUAUUGGAAGACACCUUGUAGGAAAGCCAGUUCAUAAGGGAUCUGAAUCGCCAAAUUCAUUUCUUGACCAAGAAUACCGAAAGCGUUUUAAUGUGGUUGAAGAAGAUGCUAUUUUGUACUGUUAUGAAUAUGAGAAAGGAAGAACAAGUAGCUCUGGGAGAAGAGAGAGCACUCCAACCUAUGGCAAGCUAAGGCCUAUAUCUAUGCCAGUAGAAUAUAAUUGGGUAGGAGACUACGAAGAGCCCAGCAAGACAAAAAGAGAUAGUAGAAGAGAAAAUUCACUACUUCGAUAUAUGAGCAAUGAGAAAAUAGCUCAGGAAGAUUACAUGUUUCAGAGAAAUAGCAAAAAGGACACAGGGAAAAAAUCCAAAAAGAAGGGAGACAAAAGUAACAGUCCAAGUCAUUAUUCCCUGCUACCCAGUUUGCAAAUGGACUCAUUAAGACAAGACAGCAUGACUACCCCUGGUCCUGAAACCUCCUUGUAUCAUACAUUUCAGCAAUCCUCUCUGCAGCACAAGUCUAAAAAGAAGAACAAAGCCACUGCACAGAGUAAGAGUAAAAGACGAAUUUCUUGUAAAGAUCUCGGUCGUGGAGAUUGUGAAGGCUGGCUUUGGAAAAAGAAGGAUGCCAAGAGUUAUUUCUCACAAAAAUGGAAAAAAUAUUGGUUUGUUCUGAAGGACACUUCUCUGUACUGGUAUAUCAAUGAGGAGGAUGAAAAAGCAGAGGGAUUCAUCAGCCUACCAGAAUUUAAAAUUGAUAGAGCUAGUGAAUGCCGCAAGAAAUAUGCGUUCAAAGCCUGUCAUCCUAAGAUCAAAAGCUUUUAUUUUGCUGCUGAACAUCUAGAUGACAUGAACAGGUGGUUAAACAGAAUUAAUAUGCUAGCUGCUGGUUAUGCAGAAAGAGAAAGGAUCAAACAAGAACAAGAUUACUGGAGUGAGAGUGAUAAAGAAGAAGCAGAAACACCAUCAACACCCAAACAAGACAGCCCACCUCCACCAUAUGACACAUAUCCACGACCUCCUUCGAUGAGCUGCGCAAGUCCUUUUGUAGAACCAAAGCACAGCCGGCUGUCAUCCACCGAAACAUCACAGUCACAGUCGUCACAUGAAGAGUUCCGACAGGAAACAGUAGGGAGUACUACUGACUCCCCUGUCCGCAAAACAGCCAGCCAGAGACGUUCUUGGCAGGAUUUAAUAGAAACACCGCUGACAAGCUCAGGGCUGCACUACCUUCAGACCCUGCCCCUUGAAGAUUCUGUUUUCUCUGACAUGGCUCUUGUCUCUCCAGAACACAGGCGGCAGUCAACUCUUCCAACUCAAAAGUGCCACCUGCAGGAUCACUAUGGCCCUUUUCCUUUAGUAGAGGGUGAGAGAAUGCAAGUACUAAACGGGAACGGGGGUAAGCCCCGCAGUUAUACUUUGCCUCGGGAUAGUGGGUUUAACCACUGCUGCCAGACCUUUUCAGUCAGUGCCUCCAGUCAUCAAGAAGAAGUGCCACAGAAAGAGCAAGAGGAGGAGGAGGAGGAGGAAGAAGAAGAAGGCAGGGAAAUAGCAUCAGAAAACCACGAAGAUGAAAGCUAAAGCACUGCGAGAGUUGAUAGAACCUCCCCAUGCCAACUCGGAUCCACUUCUCUUGGCACUGAACCGUUUGGACUCAGAGAUUGAUAAACUAUUGAUUAGAGAAUUUAAAUCGGAGAGAAUUGGCACGACGGAGACUCAUCUUCAGCCUCUUGCAAGCAACCUCUAAUGUCCUGCAUUCAGAAAGCCAAUCAAUUCUUCUUGAAUAACUUUGAUGUUUAUAAGUAAGAACUGACUUUAAAACAUAGGCAACCAAAUGCCCGGGUAAGGGGCCUCCAGGAGAGUCUUACAAAGGGCUAAGCUGUUGCCAGACUUAUUGCUUUUAUUUUGAAGAAUGCAUCCUUUCUACAGAGGCACUAGGCGCAAUACAUGGCUACAUGGAAUACAGUUGCAGAAAAUAACUGCCACCAACUUGGGAAAAACAGAAGGGGGUCAUUGCAGGGGAAGGGCU